AUGUCGACACGGCAUAUUUCGUGGUUCCUAUACUCCAUCCUAGCCAUCCUACUCUCUUUCGGCAAUGCAGCAGAACAGCAACCACUACAAGCCGUAGAUGCAACCCCAAGGAAGGUAGCAAUUAUUGGAGCUGGAGCUGGGGGCUCAUUUGCAGCAUAUGAACUGCGCAAGCUCGCAGACGAAGCCGGCACCCCUGUGGAGAUCACAGUCUACGAACGUGAAUCAUAUGUCGGCGGUCGUUCGACAACAGUAAAUGUCUUCGACGACCCCGCCUAUCCCAUUGAACUGGGCGCGUCCAUCUUCGUUCAGGUUAAUUAUAACCUAGUCAACGCUUCCCGCGACCUAGGUCUGACAGUCCGCAGCGCUGACUAUGCCCGACCGCGGGAGACCGAUGAAAGCAUUGGCAUCUGGGACGGAUCGCAGUUUGUAUUUUCAUUGAAGAGCACAUACAGCUGGUGGAAUAUUGGCCGGCUUUUCUGGCGGUAUGGGCUUGCGCCGCUGCGCACUCAGAAUCUGAUGAAGAAGAUUGUUGGUCAAUUCUUGCGGCUUUACGAGGAGCCUCUAUUCCCAUUUAGCUCGCUUUCCGAGGCGGCUGUUGCGGCGGAGUUGUUGAAUGCGACUUCCUCGACGGGCGAGGCGUUUCUCCAUGCCAAUGAUGUUGGGUCACUUUUCGCGAGAGAAAUUAUCCAGGCUAGUACUCGUGUGAACUAUGGCCAGAAUCUGCACUUGAUUCAUGGGUUGGAGACUAUCGUUUGUAUGGCUACUGAUGGGGCUGUCUCAAUUGAGGGCGGGAACUGGCGCAUAUUCGAUGCCGCCCUGAGCGCCUCACACGCGCAUGUCAAUGUGAACACUACUGUCACUGGGAUUACACGGAAUGAUGAUGGUACCGUGCAAGUAUCGUCGAAGCUGAACGCUGCUUCCACUUCUGAAGAGACUUUCGACGAAGUUGUCGUUGCAGGCCCUUUACAGUACUCUGGCAUUUCUAUAUCCCCUUCGUUAGAUCACACCCCGGAUAAAAUCCCCUACGUGAAUCUGCACGUUACUCUCUUUUCAUCUCCGCACCGCAUCACACCGCAGUACUUCGGGCUCGAUACCAAUGCCAGAGUACCGGAGACUAUCUUGACGACCCUCCCAGAGGACUUCAGUCCGGAAAAUCGGGCUGAUGUCGGGCCCAGCGGUUUCUGGAGUAUCAGUACUCUUCGAACAGUGGAUCAUUCCCCACUAGAUUCCGAAGAAACACAACAGCAUUACGUUUACAAGAUUUUCUCGCCAGAGCGUCCGACAGCUGAAUUCAUUGCUAGUAUUCUAGGUCUGGAGAAGGACGCUAUGUCGAGCAAUACGACUAUUGGAGAUCUUUCAAAGAGUGAUAUCAGCUGGUUCCAUGAGAAAUUGUGGAACCCAUAUCCUGUUCUAUACCCGCGCGUCACAUUUGAAGAUACUCUUCUGGCUCCGGGUGUGUGGUAUACGGGUGGUAUUGAGAGCUUCAUCUCAACAAUGGAGACCAGUGCGCUGAUGGGCCGGAACGUGGCGACGCUUAUAUUUCAGUCAUGGCAGAAACACGUUCGGAUAGAUGACGGAGCUUUUCCGAAUGGGAAGUCUGAGCUUUGA
Molecule: messenger RNA, 1608 nt
Organism: Penicillium canescens
Lineage: Eukaryota; Fungi; Ascomycota; Eurotiomycetes; Eurotiales; Aspergillaceae
Product: putative prenylcysteine lyase
Exons: 2
Coding region: 1-1608 (535 amino acids)
Biological process (GO): prenylcysteine catabolic process; prenylated protein catabolic process
Molecular function (GO): prenylcysteine oxidase activity
Source: RefSeq, a predicted model, not a curated record